UGUCAUCCUACUGAUUCUGGGGAAGGUGAUAGGACUGACUUCAUACUCAUCCCACAAGCCUUCAAAAAGUUGGUUCUUCCAAACGUUGACAAAAAGUUACUCAGUUAUGGUGUGGUUGAAGUAGAAUAUAAAAGGAUCUCUUGCAAGUACCCAUGUUACAAGGACAAGGUCACCUACAAGAUCAAUGAAAAUAACAAUUAUCCAUACUACUUGGCUUUAAGUGUUUUAUAUGUAAGCGGCCAAAACGACAUCACAGCGGUUGAAUUGUGGCAAGAGGAUACAAAACAAUGGAAACCCAUGCGCAGAGCCUAUGGGGCAGUUUGGGACAUGGCAAAUCCACCAACAAGCAGCGGACCGAUCACCUUGGGAUUCCAAUCUACAACCAGUUUAGGGUACAGUUAUUGGGUUCGCUCUACCAAUGCCAUACCCAAUGUCUGGAAGGUUGGGGCUGCUUAUGAGGCCACUGCUAAACUCAUCACUAAAUAAAUUUAAAUCCAUAUAUGGAUUUUACAUGUAUCUCUGAUAAUCUCUUAUAGUGUAUAGGGAAAAGGUAAGUUUCUUUGGUAUUUUUUUUUAAUGAAUAACGUUGUCUGGGAUUGUUCUAAAAGUUUCAAAAUAUAUGAAUUAAGUUCAUUUUGUAUUUUUUUUUCUUAUUAGGUCUACCAUGUUUUUUUUGGCAUUUAAAUAUUGUAUAUUUUUUUGUGUGAUCUUUGUUUGUUAGCACGAUGAGAAGCAUUUGGGGAUAAUCUGAGUUUUUCUUCUAAAGUCAUAGCAUUUUUUAUCAAAACAUUUCCCGGUUCCAUUCGGUAAGAACUUAUAUUUAUAUAAAUAUAUAUUAUUUUCCCAUCAUACAUACAUACAUCUAUAUAUUGCAUUUGUGUUGUUAUGCAAUUCAGUUAGUAAAUGAUUCUUAAAUGAAUUUAAUAUUUGAGAAAUUGACAAGAUUUCAUAAAGAUGUGCUAUUUCUCACAAUAUCCAGAGUUAGAAUGAUUUAUACUUUUUUUUGUGUGUUUUAUUUUUGUAUUGGGGUUUUUACUUUAUUCUUGCUAGCUGCAAUGUAUAUAGGGAAUUCACUUUGGAUUGACGGUUGGAACAUGUAUUUUGCCUUUUUCUUCUAUUUUCAAUUAAAGAUAUAACUAAUUUAA
This is a messenger RNA of Humulus lupulus (European hop), 1145 nucleotides long. Its product is annotated as expansin-like B1. The annotation marks the transcript as partial. The transcript is spliced from 2 exons. NCBI's taxonomy places the organism in Eukaryota, Viridiplantae, Streptophyta, Magnoliopsida, Rosales, Cannabaceae. The record is from RefSeq and is a predicted model, not a curated record.